ACGCAGACGCGCGCAGGUUCCGGGCCGCGCCCACCGAGGAUCCUGCAGUGGCAGGCCCGCCAUGGAGCACAUCCGCACGCCCAAGGUUGAAAAUGUCCGCUUGGCAGAUCGAGUAUCUUCUAAAAAACCAGUUGUGGGUACUUUGUACUUGACAGCUACUCAUGUGAUAUUUGUGGAAAAUGCACCUGACACAAGAAAAGAAACAUGGAUUCUUCACAGUCAGAUUUCCACCAUUGAAAAACAGGCAACAACGGCUACUGGCUGUCCCCUGCUGAUCCGCUGCAAGAACUUCCAGGUCAUUCAGCUCAUCAUACUGCAGGAGAGAGAUUGUCAUGAUGUAUACAUUUCUCUGAUACGCCUCGCAAGGCCAGUGAAAUAUGAGGAGUUGUACUGCUUUUCGUUCAACCCCAAGCUGGAUAAAGAAGAAAGGGAACAAGGCUGGAAGCUGAUUGAUCUUGGUGAAGAAUACAAGCGAAUGGGCCUCCCUAAUGACUACUGGCAGCUCAGCGACGUGAAUAGAGACUACAGAGUUUGUGACUCUUUCCCUACUGAACUGUAUGUUCCCAAAUCAGCCACGGCACACAUCAUCCUGGGGAGUUCCAAAUUCCGGAGUAGACGGCGGUUUCCUGCCCUUUCUUACUACUAUAAAGACAACCACGCCUCCAUCUGCAGGAGCAGCCAGCCCCUGUCCGGCUUCAGUGCUCGCUGCUUGGAGGACGAGCAGAUGCUGCAGGCCAUCAGGAAAGCCAAUCCAGGAAGCGACUUCAUUUACGUCGUGGACACUCGUCCUAAACUUAAUGCAAUGGCAAACCGUGCUGCAGGGAAAGGCUAUGAGAACGAAGACAAUUAUUCCAAUAUCAAGUUUCAGUUUAUCGGGAUAGAAAACAUCCAUGUCAUGAGGAACAGUCUGCAGAAAAUGCUUGAAGUUUGUGAACUUAAAUCUCCUACCAUGAGUGACUUCCUGUGGGGUCUGGAGAACUCUGGCUGGUUAAGGCACAUUAAGGCCAUUAUGGAUGCAGGAAUCUUUAUUGCAAAGGCAGUCUCAGAGGAAGGGGCAAGCGUGCUUGUUCACUGCUCCGACGGCUGGGACAGGACUGCCCAGGUGUGCUCGGUGGCUAGCCUCCUGCUGGACCCGUACUACCGCACUCUGAAGGGCUUCAUGGUAUUAAUUGAAAAAGACUGGAUUUCUUUUGGCCAUAAGUUUACUCACAGAUACGGUAAUCUAGAUGGUGACCCUAAAGAAAUCUCUCCAGUCAUUGACCAGUUCAUUGAGUGUGUCUGGCAGCUAAUGGAACAAUUUCCCUGUGCCUUUGAGUUCAAUGAGAGGUUUUUGAUUCACAUUCAACAUCACGUUUACUCCUGCCAGUUUGGAAACUUCCUAUGUAACAGCCAAAAGGAAAGACAGGAACUCCAAAUUCAAGAAAGAACAUACUCUUUAUGGGCACAUUUGUGGAAGAAUCGGGCUGAUUACCUGAAUCCACUGUUUAGAACCGAUCACAGUCAGACCCAGGGAACCCUCCAGCUCCCGACAACACCAUGCAACUUCAUGUACAAGUUCUGGAGUGGAAUGUAUAACCGCUUUGAAAAGGGGAUGCAGCCGCGACAGUCAGUCACAGAGUACCUUAUGGCAGUGAAGGAAGAGACGCAGCAGCUGGAGGAAGAGCUUGAAGCCCUGGAAGAGAGGUUGAAGAAAAUUCAGAAAGUCCAGUUAAAUCACACUAAGGUGAAGAGUAAGCCAAGUGAACCCAGCAAACACUCAGGGUUUUCUACCUCAGACAACAGCACAGCCAACACUCCCCAGGACUACAGUGGGAACAUGAAGUCUUUUCCAUCCAGGAGCCCUUCACAAGGUGAUGAAGACUCGGCCCUGAUCCUAACCCAAGACAACUUGAAAAGCUCAGAUCCAGAUCUGUCAGCCAACAGUGACCAGGAGUCCGGGGUCGAGGACUUGAGCUGUCGGUCUCCGAGCGGUGGUGAGCAUGCGCCCAGUGAGGACAGCGGCAAGGAUCGGGAUUCUGAUGAAGCGGUGUUUCUCACCGCCCGAGUUUCCCCUUAGGACUUACAAAACAAAGGACACAUACGACACACUUCCAAAAGCAAGGGAACAGUGCAAUUCAUGAUACAAAUAACUCAAGAAAUGCUGUGUCUCAAGAAUUAUAAAAUGCAGUUAUAAAAAGGGAAACACUUAAGUUUCUUAAAAGAAAGUAACCAUUUCUUUUAUCAAAUAUAAGGAAAAUCAUUAACCAUUUCAAAACUCAUCCUAAACCAUGAAACUUGUAUUCAUUACAGAG
Messenger RNA from Ochotona curzoniae (black-lipped pika), 2291 nucleotides. RefSeq names its product myotubularin related protein 7 (gene MTMR7). Lineage: Eukaryota; Metazoa; Chordata; Mammalia; Lagomorpha; Ochotonidae. The transcript has 14 exons. The record is from RefSeq and is a predicted model, not a curated record. Gene Ontology annotation, biological process: phosphatidylinositol dephosphorylation. Gene Ontology annotation, molecular function: phosphatidylinositol phosphate phosphatase activity. The coding region runs from base 62 to 2056 and encodes 664 amino acids.